AUGAGUAAUUCUAUAUUCAAGAAUACACAAAACCCCUUGAAUUCAUUUAUACCAAUUCCCGAUUCUUCAUCUAAUCCACCUAAUGAUCAAUCGAAAGAACAGUCUAUUUAGAAUGAAGAAUCAAAGUAGGCAUCAAUAGAGCUUCAACUGUCAAGUAAAUAGAAGAACGAAGCAGAUGAGGCGCCACAUAAAGCGGAUUCUGCCUAAAAAGAGCGCCAAGAUCAUCAGUUUUAAGCUCAUGAUCAAGAUGAAAAAGACGAUAGCUGCAAGCUUGAAGAGCAGAUCGACAGAGGAGAUUUCCUAAGCAACCAGAAGUAAUAAGACUUUAUUAAUGAUGGAAGCGCCAACCACUUAGAAGUGAAUCAGUUCGAGUUAUAACAACAAAAAUAGGAAGUUAAAGAAGUAGUAGCUCCAGUUAAAGAAGAUAUUUCACCAAAUGAACAACACGAAUCAAAUAAUCUUUUAUCAGUCCAUAAUGCCAUUAAUGAGCACCAAGUUGGCAAUGGCAAAAAAAGCGCGCGCAAAACACCAUCUAGAGCAGCAAACAAAAUUGCUGGCAUCAGUGAGAAGAAGCAUUAAUCAGAGCAACAAAAUCACAAGAAUUAACCUGAGCCUGUUUAGCAAAUCCAAUAAGAAGAGUAGUAAUAGCCACAAGUCUAAUAAGAUCCGAAUAGUCAGAGUCCGGCCUAGGAUUUGGCAGAUCAGUUUGAAAUAAUAUCCAAAGGAGAAUUAGAAGGAGCAGAGGAAUUCAAGCAAUAAUAUGAAUAGUAAGAGAAGGAGGCAGUAGCAAAGCUUGAUUAGGAUUAGCCAAUGAAGGAUGAGAGCGAAUAGGAGUAGCAAUAGUAAGAGCAGCAAGUUGACAUUUAGAUUCAAUAGCUAGAGGAGAAAGAAGAACCAGUUGAAGAGCCUAAGUCUGUUAAGAAAUAAGUAAAGUCAAGAACAUAAACUCCAGCAAAAGGUAAAUCUGCUGUAAAGAAAACCGAAUCACCAAAGGCAUCACCUCAAAGGUAGAAUGCCUUAUCCCCUGCUAGAAUUCAAGCCUCAGUUAGUAAGCAAACCCCCAAGCCUACUACUGCUAAAAAAUCAGCAGUAAAGAAGGAAUUAGUGAGAUAAUUGAGUGAUGACGAAGGACAUGAAUCUCAUGUUGAAAUUGUUGUUCAAUAAUAGUUAUAGUAAAAAGAAGAAGAAAAGAAGGAAAUAGAAAUAGAAGUCCCUUAGCAAUAGCAUUAAGACAUUAAAGUUGACCAUCUUGAUUAGCAAGAUAUAUAAUAGAAGCAAGUAUAAGAAGAACAUGAACAAGAGGAGAAGUAGGCAGAAUAAGCAUCUAAAAAGACGCCAAAAGCAACACCAAAGCCAUCUUCAUAAAAAAGAUAAGUAACUGAAUAAAAAUAAGGAAAAGCAUCAGUUGCUGACAAGAAAUCAACAACUAAAUAAUCAGUAUCAAAGCAGUAAGUUACAAAGCUAAAAGAGCCUGAAUAGAUCAAAGAGCAGCCAAAGCCUAAAUAGGAGGAAGUUGUGAUGAAAGACGAGUCUCAUCAUGAAGAGGAAAAACCAAAGCCAAAAUCAGCUAUUAAGCAUAAAGCAGCUGUAGUAGAGGACAAACCAAAAUAAUAGUAAAAGCAUUAAGAAAGAUCAAAGACUCCUAAGUAGAAUGAGACUCCAAGAUAAACUCAAACUCCCAAGAGAACUGAGACACCAAAGAGGUAGUAGACACCUAAGAAACAAUAGACUCCUAAGAAAUAGCAAACCCCAAAGAAGGAAUAAUCUCCUCAAAGAAGUUAAACACCAAAGAAAGAAGCUAUAUAAACUCCAAGAAAAUCUACCACAACCAAGAAGGUUGAUGCAAAAGCAAAGCUACAUUAAUAAGAGGAGAAGAAGCAACUGACUCCAAUCAAAGAAGAGUCUAAGUAAGAGGAACCAAGGGGAAGAUCCCCUCCUGCUAAGAGAGAGGAAAAGAAGUCAGUCAAGAAAAUUGAGCACAAACCUCAGGAAGCUAAAUCUAUACCAAAGGAAAAAUAAUAAAGAUCAAUUACCCCUGCAAAAUCAUAAGAAAAGAAAUCUGUUAAAAAAUCAGUAGAAACUAAGAAGACUCCAGCAAAAGAAUCAGUUUAGCAACAGAUUCCAGUUGUAGUCUAACAAUAAGCUUAAUAAGAGCAGUAGGAAUAAAUUUAAUUGCAAAAGUAAAGAAGUAAAACACCUAAAAGAACUGAAUAAGUAUUAUCAGCAAAGCCCUCUGUUAAGAAGCAAGAGACUUAAAAACCUGAAGAGAAGAAAGCACAUAAAAAAUCUGAGGAGAAAUCUCCAGCUAAAGCUUAAGUACAUGAAAAGAAAAUUGAGCAAAAGCCAGAGUAGCAAAAGCAUGUUGCACCCUUGAAAUCUAAGACACCUGCCAAGGAUGAAAAGAAAACUAAGACCCCAGCUAAAGAAGAAAUUUAAAAGUCAAAGACUCCAGUAAGAGAUGAGAAGAAGGGAAAAACCCCAGUUAAGCAAGAAUAGAAGAGUAAAUCGCCAGUGAAGGAGCAGCAACUUAAGAGGUCUAAGACACCAAUCAAAAGUGAGCAAAAAGCCAAGAGUCCCGUUAAACACCAGUACACAAGAAGCAAAAGUCCUAAAAAAGAAUAAUAAAUUAUCAAAUAGAAGACACCUGCUAAAUAAGAUAUAGCAUAAGCAGUUUAAUAAGUAUAGAAGCAAUAAAGUGCAGCUAAAGUCAAACAAAGUGUUCAGAAACAAAUUGAAGAGCCCAAAUAAUAAAUUAAGCAGAAGUCCCCAGUGAAACAAUAGGCUAAAGCUUAGGUUAAUAAAUCUAAGUCAAAAGAUAAGAAAAAACCAGUGGUAAAGUCUCAAUAAAAGAAGCAAGAUGUAGUAGCAGUACCAUUUGAAGAGCCAUUGAAGAAAAGAGAGAUCAAAUUAACUUAAAAAGUCCUUGAAAAUCAAGAAAAAGAGGCAAAGAGAUAACAAGAAGUCCAAGAGAAGAAGUCAGUCUCUCCAUAAAAGUAAAAAUCACACUCUAGUCCUAAGAAGCAAGAACUGCCUGUAGCCAAGCCAGUAGUGAAAAGGGAAUCAUCUCAGCAAAAACAAAAGAAGCAAUUAGCAACUCCAGCAGUUACUAAAGUUGAAGUUAAAUUGGAACCUGCUGAGGAAAAGAGAACUUCAAGAUCGUAGUCUAAAAAGCCUGCUAGAUCUCCUAGGAAAGAACUGUCAAAUCCUCCUCCAGCCAAGAAAUAAAAAGUGGCUGUUGAAAAGCCCAUAGUAGAAGCUAAGAAAUAAGCAGCUCCUCCAAAAUCUGUUCAAAAGUAAGCUAAGCCUGAAGUGAAGCAAGUAAAACCAGUUUUGGCAAAGAAGGAGACCAGAUAAGAAAAGUCAAAGGAAAAGAAAGCAACAGUAGUAACUCCCAGACAACCAUCUAAAAAGCAAGAUAAAGCACUAGCAUCUAUAGUAAAAGUUGAGGCUAAGGAGGAAAUCCCAGUUAAAAAGAGAGAAGCCAAAGCAAAUGCUAAGGAAACUAUUAGGAAGGAGGUGCAAUUGAAAAAGCAAGCUGUUCAACCAAUUGUAAAAUAAAAGACUUCAAAGGCCCCCAAAAGUAGAUAGCAAUCUUAGCCAAAGCAAGUAGAGAGAUCUAAGUCUGCAAAGAAAGAAGUCAUUCAAUAGAAACCAGAACCUGUAUAAAAAUAAUAAAAGGUUCAAGAGGUGAAGAAGCCAGCAGCAAAGCCAAUUGAGAUAAAGAGUUAGACUCCAGCUCCAUUAGUACAGUAGAAAUAAGUUAGUAAAGAUAAGGCUCCAAGACCACAGUCUCCAAAAAAGAAAGAAGUGUCUAAGCCAGCAGUUGCUAAGAAAUCACCUACUAAAUAAUAAUCAAAAGAGAAAAAGAAGCCUACUGGCAAGGCUUCACCUAAGAAAACUUAGAGUCUGAAGAAUGAGGUUAAAGACUAGAAACUAGCAGGAGAGAAGAGGAUAAAGAAAGUCGAUAUCAAACUAGAGGAGAAAGUCAAGGCCAAAGCUCAGCAACAAAAGAUCAAACAGCAAAUUAAGGCGAAGGCUGCAACCCCUAAGUAGUCAGGUAAAUUGAACAAAAAGAAAUGA
Molecule: messenger RNA, 4080 nt
Organism: Stylonychia lemnae
Lineage: Eukaryota; Ciliophora; Spirotrichea; Sporadotrichida; Oxytrichidae
Source: the annotation of a GenBank genome assembly